AUGUUUUUUAAUAGGACACACACUUCGAAAUGGCUGGUUCCAUUAUCAGUCCUUUGCUAUGUAUUAUUUUUGGUGGUUCUUCCCCUAAAUGGUGGUAAUAAGACUUCUAACUUCUUAGUACGUGCAGAUGACGCUACUAAUUAUGGAACUGUUAUUGGUAUUGAUUUGGGUACCACGUAUUCUUGUGUUGCAGUUAUGAAAAAUGGUAAGACCGAGAUUUUGGCUAACGAACAAGGUAAUAGAAUUACACCAUCCUACGUUGCAUUUACCGACGAAGAAAGACUUAUUGGUGAUGCAGCAAAGAAUCAAAUUGCUUCAAAUCCUCAUAACACUGUUUUUGACAUCAAAAGAUUAAUUGGGUUGAAAUAUAAUGAUAGAUCUGUCCAAAGAGAUAUCAAACAUUUACCAUUCAAAGUUGUUAAUAAGGAUGGUAAACCAGCUGUUGAAGUCACUGUCAAAGGUGAAAAGAAAGUGUUUACCCCGGAAGAAAUCUCUGGUAUGAUUUUAGGUAAAAUGAAACAGAUUGCUGAGGACUAUCUAGGACACAAAGUCACUCAUGCUGUUGUUACUGUGCCAGCAUACUUUAAUGAUGCCCAAAGACAAGCUACUAAGGAUGCUGGUACCAUUGCUGGUCUAAACAUUUUAAGAAUUGUUAACGAACCAACAGCAGCAGCAAUUGCAUACGGUUUAGAUAAGGAUAAGAAAGAACACCAAAUUAUUGUUUAUGACUUAGGUGGUGGUACUUUUGAUGUUUCCUUAUUAUCUAUUGAAAAUGGUGUCUUUGAAGUACAAGCUACUUCUGGUGAUACACACUUAGGUGGUGAAGAUUUCGAUUAUAAGAUUGUCCGUCAAUUGAUCAAAGUCUUUAAGAAGAAACAUGGUAUUGAUGUAAGUGAUAAUAAUAAAGCUUUGGCCAAGUUAAAGAGAGAAGCUGAAAAGGCUAAACGUGCUUUAUCUAGCCAAAUGUCCACACGUAUUGAAAUUGAUUCUUUUGUGGAUGGUAUUGACUUAAGUGAAACUUUAACAAGAGCUAAAUUUGAAGAGUUAAACUUGGAUCUUUUCAAAAAGACUUUAAAACCUGUCCAAAAAGUAUUGGAAGAUGCUGGUUUAGAUAAGAAGGAUAUUGAUGAUAUUGUACUUGUUGGUGGUUCUACUAGAAUCCCCAAGGUUCAACAAUUAUUAGAAAGUUACUUCGGUGGUAAAAAGGCAUCUAAAGGUAUCAAUCCUGACGAAGCUGUUGCUUAUGGUGCAGCUGUUCAAGCAGGUGUUCUAUCUGGUGAAGAAGGUGUUGAAGAUAUCGUCUUAUUAGAUGUUAAUGCUUUGACUUUGGGUAUCGAAACUACCGGUGGUGUCAUGACUCCAUUAAUUAAGAGAAAUACAGCUAUCCCAACUAAGAAGUCACAAAUUUUCUCUACUGCUGUUGAUAAUCAACCAACAGUUAUGAUUCAAGUUUUUGAGGGUGAAAGAGCAAUGUCUAAAGACAACAAUUUGUUAGGUAAAUUUGAAUUAACUGGUAUUCCUCCUGCUCCAAGAGGUGUUCCUCAAAUCGAAGUUACCUUCGCUUUAGAUGCUAAUGGUAUUUUAACCGUCUCCGCAACUGACAAAGGUACUGGUAAAUCUGAAUCUAUUACAAUCACUAACGACAAAGGUAGAUUGUCUAAAGAAGAGAUUGAAAGAAUGGUCGAAGAAGCUGAAAAAUAUGCCUCUGAGGAUGCAAGUUUCAAAGCCAAGGUCGAAGCUAGAAACAAGUUAGAAAACUAUGCUCAUUCUUUAAAGAAUCAAGUUAAUGGAGAAUUAAGUGACAAAUUAGAAGAAGAUGAUAAAACUACAUUACUAGAUGCUGUCAGUGACGUUCUAGAAUGGUUGGAUGACAACUUUGACACUGCUCUUGCAGAAGACUUUGAGGAGAAAUUCGAAGGAUUAUCCAAAGUUGCAUUCCCAAUAACUUCUAAAUUAUAUGGUGCCAACGGUGAGGGUGCAUCUUCUGGCGUCUAUGAUGAAGAUGAGGAUGAAGAUGAUGACAGUGAUUACUUCGAACAUGAUGAAUUGUGA
This is a messenger RNA of Arxiozyma heterogenica, 2052 nucleotides long. RefSeq names its product Hsp70 family ATPase KAR2 (gene KAR2). Gene Ontology annotation, molecular function: ATP binding; ATP-dependent protein folding chaperone. The transcript has a single exon. The record is from RefSeq and is a predicted model, not a curated record. The coding region runs from base 1 to 2052 and encodes 683 amino acids. Gene Ontology annotation, biological process: endoplasmic reticulum unfolded protein response. Lineage: Eukaryota; Fungi; Ascomycota; Saccharomycetes; Saccharomycetales; Saccharomycetaceae. Gene Ontology annotation, cellular component: endoplasmic reticulum chaperone complex; nucleus; membrane.